This is a messenger RNA of Pocillopora meandrina, 2365 nucleotides long. The record is from the annotation of a GenBank genome assembly. NCBI's taxonomy places the organism in Eukaryota, Metazoa, Cnidaria, Anthozoa, Scleractinia, Pocilloporidae.
AUGGCAUCAGCUGCUACACCAGCAUCUCCUUCUACCAAGAAGACAACCAACUAUGCCCGACUCUGUCGCCUUCUGGUGGAUGUUGGAUCCCAAGCCUUGAGAGACACUUUUGAUACCAUUCAUCCUCCAAAAGGACUUCAUACAGUUUUGGGGCGUCAUCCAGAGCAUGCAACACUAAAGUCUCUAAAGAGCAAGAGGGUCUUGAAUGCAACGCAAUGGGGGAAACUGUAUCCAGCUAUUCCUUCAUCUGUUUCGUCAAAAGGGUUUGAUAUCACCCUACUGAUGGUGUUACUGAGGAACAUCUGUAAGUUGGCUCCUCCAAGCACUGGAUGGGACAGUCUUCCCCCGUCUACAGAUUUCAGUAAGCAGGCCAACAUCGCUAGGCUGAAAUACUACCGUAAUACUGUGUAUGGCCAUGCCAGCCAAGCCUCUGUGGACGAUGUUGCAUUCAACAACUACUGGCAGGAGAUUAGCAAUGCCAUAGUGGGACUGGUAGGAGCAGGUUAUGGAGCUGCUAUCAGUAACCUUCAGAAUGAGUGUAUGGACCCUGAUACUGAAGAACACUACAGCCAGCUGCUGAAACAGUGGAAGAAUGAUGAAGACAAUGUUAAAGAAAAGCUCCAAGAAAUUGAAGGUGCAUAUAAUACGUAGCGAAGAAUGUAACCUUAAUCAAGCAAAAGGUGUCGGGAGGAAUGACAAAAUCAGCCUUGGACAUUUAGGUUUUGAUUGGUGUAGUUAUGUUUCAGUCACGACUUUUUAAUGUUACCCACUGGUAAUCUACAGUGGCCAUAUUCCACAUUGGCCAAGAAUACUCGGGCAAAUCGUCAUCUGAUCAAAAGCAAAAAUAAAACCAAUCAAGAUACAAUGGUAAACAGACAGGUGCUGAAGAUUAAGAAAAAUAAUCCCUAGAGGGAUUUAUCGCUUGGUGAAAUCACAGAUUCUCAAAAACAGGUUUAGAUAAAGAAAAAAAUUUUGUCUAGAGAAAGAGAUAUUCUGAUUCCACAUGAGGAAUCGAACCUCAGACCUUCGGAUUCCGCGCUGCACUGCUGUACUACUGAGCCACAGAGACGCUAUGGUGAGCUAGGCCCAUUACGCAGUUCCUAUAUGACACGCGUCCUGCAUGCUACUAAGAUCAGCAAUGUCGAUAGCAGCCUCUUUUUAAAUAGAAUAAGAAAGAUCGUAAAUUUUGAGUUCGGCUAAAGAAAUAGAGAAGAAUGUUUUUUAUCUUGUCACGAGCGUGGGAAAAACAAAACAAAACAAAAAAAGCUAAAGAGAGAAAAAAAAAACACUAGAUAGUUACCAAUGAGAUCAAGGGAGUGAAAGGGUUUAUGAAUGUUAUGUUAAAAAAGGUAAGACUUUGCUGCAGGAAAACUAACGUGGUUUUUCACUCUCAGCCAGCACAUGGAACAUUAAAAAAGAUCUUAAUCAGCUGAGAUGUGAAGUAGGAAAUAUUGUGGAAAAAUUGGAUACGAUGAUGGCUCGACAACAGGAAACAAAGGAUCGAGGUAAGUUUAGGAUGAAACUCCAUCUCUCUCGCCUAACCUCUGAUCAAAAACUAAAUUAUGUUUUUGCGUGAGAUUUAUCAAUCUUUAGCACAUAUCUUUGUUAGCUUUUAACGCUUGUUUGCGCGUUAUUUGUACCUGAGAAGACAUUUAAUCCUUUCAAAGAGGAUUUAGACCCAAUUUCGAAGGGAAGUUCUAACUUACGAAACCGUAAAAAUGUUGUUACCCUCAGAUAAAGUGACGAACGACUUUGACUGGAUGAGAACUGAAGUUGGAAAUCUACGUGACAAGCUGGACACUUUAAUGGCACUUCAACAUGAAGCACAAGAUCAGGGUGAAUUCUUAAUGCAAUUUAUUACGUCACUUUUGCAAUUAAAAUUAACCUUUUAAAAUUGAGAAGUAUGGGAGGUGCUUUAAAAUUUUCUAACCUAUCAACCGUCAAAGCACAGUGAGGUGCAUAUCGCUGUAUGCGGUUUGAUCAUUUUAAUGGUUAAUGAAAAUGUACCACAACCCCUCCCCCCCCCAAAAAGAAAAACAACAGCAAGAAACAAUAAAAACGAAAAAAAGGUAUUAAUGGUUCUAAUUCUCCCAAAUAAAUUAAAAGGAAUGAAUGAAGGUUUUUUGGUUUUCCAUUGUUGGUUGUUUCAUAUACGCAUGAAAUACGAAUAAAAACUUGUUUCAGCUAAUUCUUUUAAAGUAAAGGGAAAAAGAAACCUGGACUUAUUUCAGACAAAUAUGUGUUUUGAAAUUUAGAAAAAAUGACAAAUGACAUUGAUCAGAUGAAAAGUGAAAUUGGAAACAUACAAGACAAGUUGUCAAGUUUAAUGAUGGCCCGAAAAGAGGAAACACAGCAUCAAGGUUAG